AUGGUACAUGGGAUUAGUGUUAUGAUUUCUGUGACAUUAUUAUCAUUUGUCCGAGACGGGGAUGGUGAUGUCUCCGACGCUAUAGAUUCCGAUGAAGACAGUGCGCUGAAAGACGCAUUACUAUUGGUGGACAUCCUGAAAUCAGCAUACGUCAAAGUUUUAAAAGAAAAUGGAGAUCUUCGUGCGGGCUCUGAUACUACUGCAGAAUUAUCGACGUGUCCUACAACUAUAGCGACAAACACUACACCGAUAAGAAAUGUGUCAACAAUCCGUGUUCCACUCACUCAACCGAUAUCGUCGCCAGCAACAUGGGACGCCGUUAGCGACAAAAAUUCAUACAACUGGUCGCCACCACCUUUCUACCGUUCGAAUCCAAGGAACUAUAGAAGAUAUCCUCCGAGUAAGACACUUUAUGAACAUUAUUUUCAAGCUUAUUUUUAAGCACUUGGCAAUCACCAGUUUGCGUGU
Messenger RNA from Manduca sexta (tobacco hornworm), 468 nucleotides. RefSeq lists its product as uncharacterized. The transcript is spliced from 3 exons. NCBI's taxonomy places the organism in Eukaryota, Metazoa, Arthropoda, Insecta, Lepidoptera, Sphingidae. The coding region runs from base 1 to 441 and encodes 146 amino acids. The record is from RefSeq and is a predicted model, not a curated record.